Messenger RNA from Rasamsonia emersonii CBS 393.64, 1398 nucleotides. RefSeq names its product Fructosyl amino acid oxidase. The record is from RefSeq and is a predicted model, not a curated record. NCBI's taxonomy places the organism in Eukaryota, Fungi, Ascomycota, Eurotiomycetes, Eurotiales, Trichocomaceae. The transcript has 4 exons. The coding region runs from base 1 to 1398 and encodes 465 amino acids. Gene Ontology annotation, molecular function: sarcosine oxidase activity; flavin adenine dinucleotide binding; saccharopine oxidase activity.
AUGGACACUGACAUCCUCAUCAUCGGCGCCGGCAUCUUCGGCCUCAGUAGGGCUUACCACCUCGCGCAACGCUUCUCAAACGCAUCCAAAGGCACAAACACAAAUAAGGAUGCCUGCAAAGUGACCAUCCUCGACCGCGCACCCUCCCCCCCUCUCCCCCCCGCCGCCUCGACAGACAUCAACAAGAUCGUGCGCGCCGACUACUCGUCUCCUUUGUACAUGGCGCUGGCGCACGAGGCGAUGGACGCGUGGGCUGGAGGGAACCCCUUAUUCCAAGACGCGGAUGUCUACCACCAGACGGGGUGGGUGGUGAUGGACGAGAAAGGCAGUGAUCUCGCAGCGCGGAUUCGUGCAAACUUCGGGAAUAGUAACCGCGAGGACGUAUCAGUCGACCUGAGCGAGGACGAUGUCCGCACGAGCUGGAACGGACUCCUCAGCCAGGCGGAGCUGAGUGACUACGGCUCCUUCUACGCCAAUCCAUCUGCCGGAUGGGCGGAUGCGGCGCGGGCAGUCGAGCUGAUGGCCGCGGAGGCGAUGAAGCGAGGUAGCGUGCGGUACGAGGUCGGCGAGGUGGAGCGCAUUAUCCUUACUCCAGAGAGAAAUGCAGUGCAGGGCAUGCAGACGAAAGACGGCAGGGUGUACACAGCCCGCAAAGUCCUCCUGGCCACGGGGGCGUGGACGAGUCUGUUGAUGACGGGUCUGGAAGACGAGCUGGGGCUGGAGGACGACGACCGCGUCGAGAACCAGAUCACGGCUGCAGGGCUGUCCUACGAGGUAGUAGCUAACUUAACUGCCGCAGGAGAAGUGCUACCCCCGACAAAAGACGGCAUCUGCAAAUUCACCAACGCGCGCUCAUUCAAAAACACCAUCGUCACAUCGACAGGGCAUCGCAUCUCCGUGCCGUCAGAGAACCAGAGUGAAAUCCCCCCGAAACUGGCCCAAGAAACCAUCACCUCCAUCCGGGAGCGUCUCCCACAGGUCCUCGAAGCCAGAAAAAGUGCUGACGACAUCCGUCUCUGCUGGGACGCCAUCUCUCCCGACCAGAACCCGCUGAUUACAAGGCAUCCGGAUCCGCGACUGUCGAACCUGUAUCUCGCCGUGGGUGGGUCGUUCCACUGCUGGAAGUUCCUGCCCACGAUUGGGCGGUAUGUCGUGAAUGUGUUGGAGGGGAGAAGUAAUGGGGAGGAGAGGGAUAGGGCGUGGAGGUGGAAGGCAGUCGUCGGUGGGACUCAGAGAAGAACUAAAACAGGAAAAAGAAAUGAAUUAACAACAUCUAGACUUGCUGUCUUCCAUGUCCUCACUCAUGUAUUGUCUAUACCAUUACUAUCCGCACUCUCUAACAAAGAGCUAGAGCUAGUUCUGUUAGGAACAAGUUUUUACGAAGCUGUCCAAACAUAA